AUGGAUAACGUCAAUUUAACUACGCAGAAAAACCAAUAUGAUUUGACCACCUUUAAGAUAUGUGUUUUCGGUGAUGAAGGUGUAGGAAAAUCCUCUUUAAUUACCAAGUGGGUUUCCGACCCGCAUCAACUGCAUCAUCAUCAUUCCAUAUUAUCAAACCAAUUUGAAGACAGUAGUGCUACUACCGUUGCUGCUGAUUUUGCUAAUGCCAAUGAGAUUAAUAAAUCCAACCUUUAUAGUUAUAUUGAAGACGUUGCUUAUGUGAAUGUCAACUUGGAUAAUUUGGUUAAUUCCCGCAGUUUUGAAGAUUUCAAGGAAUUAGCAAAACAAACUGAGGCAACAAAAACAAAUGAUACGACUGGCAGCCAAAACAAUGGAUCCUCUAUUUCUUCGAUAUUAAAAUUAUUUCCUGACGCAAAUAAAGAUGUAAUAAGCAAAGUACGAGUUAAUUAUGACCACAGCGUCCAAAUCUUGCUAUCGCAAAUAGAUAUGUGUUCUUUGAACAGUUAUUCUGAAAUUAAAAGGUUACCAAUAGAGGAGGCAAAUGCUUUUGUGUUAUUAUUUGAUUCUACUAAUGAAAAAAGCUUGUUUGAUUUGAUAACCUAUUACAAUUAUAUCCUAGAAAUUAAAAGACCUUCCAGCGAUAAAAAUGAUGCGUUAAAUAUUUUUAUUGCUGCUUCUAAGUGUGACGAGUAUGUCAAUAAAAUGGUUGAUGUCCAUAUUAUUCAUUGCUUAGAGAGAAUGGGGUUGCAUCCAAACAAAUAUAUUGUGGGUCAUGGUAUUACCUCACAGCUAGAUAAUAAUGAUAUUUGGAAGUAUGAUUACAAUAGCGUUUCCCCAAGUAAUGGUGUUUAUUAUGAAACCAGUGCUUUAAAUACUGGUAACGAGGGUGAGCUGUUUGAAAGCGAAACCUUAUUUUUUCAGGUGUUAAAAAAAAUAGAAUUAAUGAAGAGAUCUUUUAUUAGAAAUAAUAAAAAUCACAUGCUGAAGCAGGAGGUUGGUGGUAAAACAGAAAAUUUUAGAAGCGGUACGGGGAGAAAGGGGUCAACAACAACCACUACAACAACAACUACUACGACAACAACAACAAAGACAGACGAUAAUGACAAUAAUAAUGGCAUUAAUAAUGUUAAAAGGUCUGACGGUAAUCCCAACUUAAAAUCUUCCUUUAAUGUUAGUAAAGAUAUUAUGGAAAGUGCUAGUAAUAAUAAAAAAGAAUCUACGACUUCUUCUGUGAAUAAAAGAGGAGCGGAUAACAGAGAAGAGGGGAAAGAAAAAAGUAACGAAAGGGAAGUAGAGAGGGAAAAGUAUGAAUCACAGAAAAAAAUGAUUAAUACCAAUGGAAACACUAAUAGUGAUCAACUCGAUAACAAACUUGACAAGACCAGUAAUAAGCUUAGUACAUUUGAAUCUAAGUUAAUUGUUUCUACGUCCCUCAAUGGAACAUAUACUGAUACACCUUUAAUUCAUAAAAAUGUUGUGACAACUAGAAAUGUUAAAAAUAUAAAUUCUGACAAGCCUCUGAAGGACAAAAAUGUUAAUAACACUAGCAAAAAUAAAAAGGGGAAAUCUCGUUCUUUUAGGAGCCCCACGAUUAAAGUUUUUUCUAAAACCAGUGUUGAAAAUAAAUGUUGUAUUAUCAUGUAA
Molecule: messenger RNA, 1647 nt
Organism: Saccharomycodes ludwigii
Lineage: Eukaryota; Fungi; Ascomycota; Saccharomycetes; Saccharomycodales; Saccharomycodaceae
Exons: 1
Coding region: 1-1647 (548 amino acids)
Source: RefSeq, a predicted model, not a curated record